Hymenoscyphus albidus is the source of this 4158-nucleotide messenger RNA. NCBI's taxonomy places the organism in Eukaryota, Fungi, Ascomycota, Leotiomycetes, Helotiales, Helotiaceae. The record is from the annotation of a GenBank genome assembly.
UGUACAUUAAUACUCAAGCCGUACCUCGAUCGCUCUCGCCCAUAAACAUCUACCAUCAACCAUCUUGCGAACCAGGAAAUCACCACUCUGAUCGCAAGUAUGGACAGCAACGAUCAGCAACCGCCCCCUCCUCCAGAGGCACCGGACAAAGAGAAGAUGGACCAGGUUAGGAUUGCAGCUAUUACUUGUUUGGUUUGGGCCUAACUGACGACGUUAUUCAUGUAGAUCCGGCAGCGACGAAUGCAAAAGCUAGGGGGAUCGAGCGCGUCAACUUCAAAUCCCGAAGGGCCCGCAGAAGGUACAGCUUUGUCGUCGAAUCCACAAGCUUCCUCCUCGACUCCAAAUCCUCCAGCAAAUGUCGAACCAGCUCAGAAAACGAGAAUUACCAUCAAAUCAGCUUCCUCAAGUGCAGCGACUGAGAAUCCGUUUGCCAAACUGACGGCUCAAGCUUCAACUGGUCCAAAGAUCACCGUAAGAAAAGCAGAAGAGCGCUCAAUGAAACGGACUCGGGCUGAACUAGAUGAGAUACAGUAUCCCUCGGCACCUCUCGCAAAACGGCCGGCCACGGGUGAGAAUAUGGAAGAUUGGGAGAAUCGGGUCUUGAGUCAACUCUUUAGAUUGACUUUGGAUUCAGACCAGCAGGUGGAUUCAUCAAACCACAGACUUAUUUACCUGCCCAACUUGAGAUCGGAAUUGGAGGAAGAGAAGCUACCUUUACGACUUACAAAGGAUCGGUUGGACUCGGCUAUUCUCGAAGCAGCUUCGACAAUUCCCGCUCAGAAAUCGGUUCUGGACUAUCUUCUGCCAUGCUGGAAACGUGUAAUAAAGGCCCAGAGAGCGCAGAAAGUUAAUGUCACUGGAAGAGAUGAAGUUUUGAAAGAGGCAAGAAGAUUAUGUAUGAGCCAUUGCAUAUUUGCGGCGGAAAUGCCAGAGCUAUAUGGGUUAGUGAAGCGCUGAUAUUCUAGAAACACUGCUGACAAGAACAUCUAGCCGCGAAUCCAACCCCGCCACUGACUCUCUGACUCCUCAUUUCCUCUUUGAGGCCGCAGAAGACAAGGGAAUAUGUCCGGAUUUCUUGAUAGAGGCAGUUUCUCGAUUCGAGGAAGACGACACUGUAAAAUUGAUGCUUACAAAGGCUGUUGCCGGUUUGAGUUUACAGUUGUCGAACAUGACCAUGAAUGAUAACUACAAGCCGUACAUUAAUGUAAGUAUCAUGUGAAAUAAUUAUACCUUAUACAGUAUUAAUUUGUUUGUUUGAUAGGCUUUGAAGCAAUUGGCCCAGUUUUCAAAAAUUGUGGUCGCUAUUGCGGCGGACCCUCUAUUCCAAAUGGCAACAUCGGCGCCUGGGAUCGAGAGUCAUACACUUCUGGGACCGUUUUUCAGAAUUUCUCCUCUUCAGAAGGAAGUCUGCAAGGAGUAUUUUGCUUCUCCGAAGUCCAUGGAUAAAAGUCAUAUUCGGACAUCACAAGAAGCUUUACGAUUAACUUUACAAACACACCAGCGGGAUUUACUUGAUAUCACCAAUUCUUUUGUCAAAGCUGGCCCGGCGUCAAGAAACAAGAUUCUGGAUUGGUUCGCUUAUAUCGUGAAUUCUAAUCACAAGCGGAGAGCCAUGCGACCAGACAAAACUCAGCUAUCUUCCGAUGGGUUUUUGAUAAAUGUUACAGUAGUUCUUGACGGUUUAUGUGAGCCGUUCAUGGAUACCACAUUUUCGAAAAUUUCCAGAAUUGAACCUGAAUACCUGAGGAGAAACCCCCGUGUUAAUAUUGCGGAUGAAACGAAGCUCAAUGCAGAUCAAGAAGCAUCUGAUGAGUUCUACAAGGUCCAAGUCGGAGGGGCAUCAAACUUCAUCUCUGAAGUCUUCUUCUUAAAUUUGGCCGCGCAUCACUAUGGCAGCGAGGCGACAAAUGGUGGUCUGAAGAGCUUGGACAAAGAUAUCAAAUAUCUCCAAUCAAAACUUGAAGAAUUCGAAAGAGAGCGAUCCAAAUAUGCCAGCGUAAGAUUUCUCCCAGCAAGAUGCAAGAACAUAAUUGACAUCUUUAGAAUCCCGUACAAGCCGCACAGUUUGAGGCGCAGUUCAAGAAGUAUAACGACAUACUCAUGGAGUCGAUGCAAACAAAAUUGGCAAUCGAGGGCGUUCUUUUUGACAAAUCAAUGCAAACAAAAUCAUUGCUAUUCAUGAGAUAUGUAACUGUUUGGCUGCUCAGAGUGGCGACUCAGUCAGAAUACACUCCUGACAAGACUAUCCAGUAAGUCUUUAGUACUUUAGUAUUGAAAUGAGUAUCGUUCCCAGGCUAAUCACUUCUCUCAAGGCUACCUUUGAAGUCUGAACAACCUGACAUCUUCAAAUUUUUGCCUGAAUACGUUCUUGAAGACAUUGUAGGGAACUUCAAUUUCAUCUUCCGGUAAGCUUCUAUUUCCUCGCAUUUUUGUCUCUAUCGAUUAUUGAUAGGGCUUCUAGCUUCAUGCCAGAUGUUAUGAUCUCCGCUUUUGGUGAUGAAAUCAUUGUAUUUUGUAUCACAUUCCUAACGAAUUCCGAAUACAUCAAAAAUCCUUACCUGAAAGCUAAACUCGUUUCUCUGUUAUUUCACGGGACCUGGCCAGUCUACCAUCGUACAAAAGGUAUCCUGGGAGACUCGCUCGUCGGUACAAAAUUUGCAAACGAUCAUCUGCUUCAUGCGUUGAUAAAGUUCUACAUCGGUAAGACUAUCUUACACAUAGCUAAGAGAACAUCGCUGCUAACCCAUGGGUAGAGGUCGAGUCAACGGGUGCGCAUACCCAAUUUUACGAUAAAUUCAACAUUCGGUAUGAGAUUUUCCAGGUGAUCAAAUGUAUCUGGACGAAUGAUGUCUACAAGCAAAGAUUGACUCAAGAGAGCAAGUAAGUUGGGGGUUUUUGUAUGCGUAUGAUCCAGGCUAAUUUUGAACAAGGACCAACAUCGAGUUCUUCUUACGAUUUGUCAAUCUUCUUUUGAAUGAUGCCACCUAUGUACUGGACGAAGCCCUCACCAAAUUCCCUAAGAUACAUGAUCUCCAACGCGAACUAGACGACACUUCUCUCGACCCAGAAGCAAGAACAGCUAAAGAAGAAGAACUAAAAACUGCGGAAGGCCAGGCCCAACAGUACAUGCAACUGACCAACGAAACGGUAUCAAUGAUGAAGCUAUUUACAAAAAAUCUCAGCGGCUCGUUUACGAUGCCAGAAAUUGUUGAUCGAGUAGCAGCAAUGGUUGAUUAUACACUCGACACCAUUGUCGGGCCAAAAUCAGCAAACCUGAAGGUCAAAGACCCACAGAAAUACCAUUUCGAGCCACGAACAUUACUCAGCGAGUUCAUCGAUAUCUAUUUGAAUUUAGGGGUCUCGGAAGAGUUUGUUAAUGCAGUUGCUCGAGAUGGACGGUCUUACAAACCCGAGAAUUUCGAUAACGCCUCUCGUAUUCUCCAACGUUACAACAUGCGAUCUGGGGAAGAUAUCGCCAAAUGGGAAAAUCUCAAGAAGAAGUUUGCAAUAGCCAAGCAGCUCGAGGAUGAGAAUGAAGGAGACUUGGGUGAGAUUCCAGAUGAGUUCGCGGAUCCUAUCAUGGCUAUCUUGAUGGAGAAUCCGGUCAUCCUGCCGACAAGUAAACAAACUCUAGACCGAAGUACCAUUCUCACACAUUUAUUGAGUGAUCCUCAUGAUCCUUUCAAUCGGAUGGCUUUGAAGAUCGAGGAUGUAGUUGAGGACUUAGAGUUGAAGGAGCGGGUUCGGGUGUGGAAGGCGGGGAGAAUAGCUGCGGGGAAGAUGGCGAGAAAGGAUAAAAUGGAUGAGAGUGAAGGUUAAGCGAGUCAUGAGAGGGUAGUAUUGAGACUGAACUCUUAUAAUGAGACGAUUGCAAUGGGUAAUUUGGCGGGUUUUCGCUUGUAAACGACUUGCACGUAGCAUGCUGUUUUAGGGCGGGCGGUUGGGAAUUAGGAUAUUCGGCGUCGUGUUAUCCUUUUGCGAGCGUGCGAGCGGAUAUGAUACGGGAUGAUUUGUUUUCUCCUCCUCUCCCUCUCUUAUGAUUCUCCUCUGGUUUCAUCGCUUUGUUGCUUUGAGGGAGGAUUGCAUGGCAUGAAAUAGCAAGCAAGCGAGGAACAGGUAGAGAGUAUAUGUGUUUAUGAAUUGUAUUCUUGUUUUCUA